Messenger RNA from Trichomycterus rosablanca, 3855 nucleotides. It is a transcript of the gene atp6v1b2b, whose product is annotated as ATPase H+ transporting V1 subunit B2. Bases 3 to 1532 code for a protein of 509 amino acids. Gene Ontology annotation, biological process: ATP metabolic process; proton transmembrane transport; vacuolar acidification. Gene Ontology annotation, cellular component: proton-transporting V-type ATPase, V1 domain. The record is from RefSeq and is a predicted model, not a curated record. Gene Ontology annotation, molecular function: proton-transporting ATPase activity, rotational mechanism; ATP binding. NCBI's taxonomy places the organism in Eukaryota, Metazoa, Chordata, Actinopteri, Siluriformes, Trichomycteridae. The transcript has 14 exons.
CCAUGAAGGCUCUUCGGGGAAUGGUGAGCGGAGCCGUGAAUGAAAUCACCUCGGCUGUAAGCGGACACAAAAACGCCGCAGCUCGGGAGCAUGUGCUUGCCGUGAGCCGCGACUACAUCUCUCAACCGAGACUGACAUAUAAAACUGUGUCUGGUGUCAACGGCCCUCUGGUGAUUUUGGACCAAGUGAAGUUUCCUAAGUAUGCUGAGAUUGUCCACCUUACCCUCCCCGAUGGCACCAAACGCAGCGGCCAAGUGCUGGAGGUCAGCGGCUCCAAAGCCGUCGUUCAGGUCUUUGAGGGGACAUCAGGGAUUGAUGCCAAGAAGACGAGCUGUGAAUUUACAGGGGACAUUCUGCGCACCCCAGUGUCCGAGGAUAUGCUGGGCCGAGUCUUUAACGGAUCAGGAAAGCCGAUUGAUCGGGGCCCUGCCGUCAUGGCAGAGGAUUACUUAGACAUCAUGGGCCAGCCAAUCAACCCACAGUGCCGUAUCUACCCAGAGGAGAUGAUCCAGACAGGCAUCUCUGCCAUUGAUGGCAUGAACAGCAUCGCCAGGGGCCAGAAAAUCCCCAUCUUCUCUGCAGCUGGUCUACCACACAAUGAGAUCGCCGCACAGAUCUGUCGUCAGGCCGGCCUGGUCAAGAAGUCCAAAAGCGUGAUGGACUACAGUGAAGACAACUUUGCCAUUGUGUUUGCUGCCAUGGGGGUGAACAUGGAGACGGCCAGAUUUUUCAAGUCUGAUUUUGAGGAGAACGGCUCCAUGGACAACGUGUGCCUGUUCCUUAAUCUGGCCAAUGAUCCAACGAUUGAGCGCAUCAUUACUCCCCGUUUGGCGCUGACUGCUGCAGAGUUCUUGGCCUAUCAGUGUGAAAAACAUGUCCUGGUCAUCCUGACUGACAUGAGCUCUUACGCUGAAGCUCUGAGAGAGGUGUCAGCAGCCAGAGAGGAGGUGCCCGGACGCCGUGGUUUCCCUGGUUACAUGUACACUGAUCUAGCUACGAUCUAUGAGCGAGCUGGUCGAGUCGAGGGACGUAACGGGUCCAUCACGCAGAUCCCCAUCCUCACCAUGCCUAAUGAUGACAUCACACAUCCUAUUCCUGAUCUGACUGGGUACAUCACGGAGGGUCAGAUCUAUGUGGAGAGACAGCUUCACAACAGACAGAUUUACCCUCCCAUCAACGUGCUUCCCUCUCUUUCUCGACUCAUGAAAUCUGCUAUCGGAGAGGGAAUGACACGUAAGGACCACUCGGACGUCUCCAACCAGCUGUACGCGUGUUACGCCAUUGGGAAAGACGUGCAAGCCAUGAAGGCCGUGGUGGGAGAAGAAGCUCUGACCCCUGAUGAUCUGCUCUACCUGGAGUUCCUGCAGAAGUUUGAGAAAAAUUUCAUCUCCCAGGGUGCGUACGAAAACCGUACCGUUUAUGAAACUCUGGAUAUCGGCUGGCAGCUAAUGAGAAUUUUCCCCAAAGAGAUGCUGAAGAGGAUCCCGCAGAGCACGCUGGCGGAGUUUUACCCUCGAGAGUCCAAACACUGAGUCUUCAUACCUGUGCUCAGCCGCUCUAUCUGUAACGUUUUCCUUGAUAUCGUGCACCCUGUAUCACCUCUGCCCUCAAAUAUCACACUGCACAUCCUUCUCUUCCUCCUCAGAUGUAUUAUUCUACACCUCUCUUAGUGUAGCCUUGUAUAGCUCUGCUUUUACUGUUGUGAAUGUGGUUAAAGACGUCUGUGUGCAGCCUUACAUGCAAAUUGUGUGACUGUAUCAUUAGUUUAUUCGCAAAGCAUUCGGUCUGUGCCAAUGUUUGUGCCAGCUCUGACUUAACCGUAGUACAUUAUUUAUUAUUUAUUGAAGAUUGUAUUAUUUUGACCAUAUUUCAGGAUUUCAUAAAGCUAUCUGCAUGUCGAGCUUCAUUACCUGUUAGAACCGAUCGGCAGAAAGUGGAACCUGACCCAAAUAUUUUUAAAUAAGCUAUAAUCUCGCUGUUCCUUUAUAUCCGGUAUAUUGUAGAGAGGCCACAUGAUAGUCCAUGGGGGCGCUGUGUUCGUCUCUAACAGGUCAAAACAUUUAUCAAGCAAUAUUCAAUUUACUUAGUCGGUUUACAUACACAAGUAUUUCCAUUUCAUGCCAAUUUAGAGAUUUCACUGGUUUCUGCAGCAGUUCUUUUUCUCUGACUGAAAAUUAUGUUAUAUAAAAAAAAAAUUUAGUAAAAUAGAUUUUUUUUUCAAUGCAUUUUCUCCCAAUUUUCCUCCCGAUUUAGCGCAGUCAAUAUGUCUGCUGCUGAGGGAUACCCGAUUGCAUCCGAGGAGAGCACAUCGCUGCUCACACCUCUUCUUGUCCCUGCAUUUUGCACAGGCGUCUCUUCCGCCAAUCAGGGUCCUUAUACAGCGUAUGAAGAUCCCACCCACACAUAGUCCGGUCGUCCAACUCUAGCAGAUACGGUGGCCAAUUAGUAUCUGCUACAGGCACUGACAAUUAUGCCCGUCAGAUGGCGCCCACCCGACCGGUGGGAACGCCAAGUUUCAAACAGUAAAAUCUAUUUUUGUAGAUUUUCUGAAAAUCCGCUGGGUAAAACUAUACAUACAGCGAUUCUUAAUUCUUCAUUCUUGGAUUCUUAAUUUGGGAAAAGAUUAAAAUGUUUUUGGGCGGUGAGGUACCACGGGGUGUAUUAAAAUCUGAUUUUCUGCCAUUCAUUUAUGUUUCAGUGAUUAAUAGGCAGCACUCUAUGGCCAAACAUUUGUAGACUGCCUCCACUAGAUUUCGGAACCUAACUCCAGGGAUUGGCUUCCACUCAGCAACCUAAGGUCAGGUACUGAUGUUGGAAAGUAUGUUAUAUAGAAAAAAAAAAUUGAUUUUGUGUAGGUUUUCUGAAAAUCCACUGAACAAAAAGGUACAUACAGCGACUUAGAUUCUUAAUCUGAGAAAAAAGGACGACAAGGUGCCACAGUGGGUUCAAACAAAAUGUACAAAACAAUAUUAUUAGUGACUUGCAUUAUGUAUACUAAAUUUUUACUGUGUAACAGCAGUGGGGGGUAAUAGCUCCAUGUGCCCCCUCACUUUGGGAACCCCUGGUUUACAGUGUCAUCCAUGUACCAGCAGCUUUACUGGUUCAGGACUAUUUUUCUUUCAGCAUAUGCUGUUAAUUUAACCACUGUUACAUUUUAUGAUGGUGCAGUUAAACUAGCCCUGUUUCUAUAAGCUCAGAAAAGCCCAAAACUGAAGGGAAUCAUAAUCAAGAGGAAUUAGGAACCUGUGCAGCAAAGUUAAAUGACUUUGUUCAACGUUUCAGACCAUCAAAUUGAUUGUAAUUACUGUUUGUGUACUUUUGACCCAGCGUACUUUCAUAAAACCUGUUUACAAUUAUUCAGUCAAAGCAAAGGAAAAAUCCCCAGAAUGGCAUGAGGUACGUGGUCCAUUACAAGUGUAUGUAAAUAUUUUGACUUGAAGUAUCUGGCUUAUCAAAAAACUAUUUAUUUACAUGCCUAACGUUUGAUUUGCUUGGUUUUGUUAUCAGUGAUGAUCGGUUGGAUGUUGUUUACAUGAAAUCUGUUACAAUUCAUUCAUCUAAACACAAUAAUCGUUUUUAUUUGGUGAUGUAUGUAUGUGUUUAUUUAUUGAUGUAUUUUUUAUUAUUAUGUUUCUGUAUAUUUGGUGCCAUGGAUGACUUGUUUAAUGUGUAAUUCUAAAUCUCUUCAGAAUCUAUAUGCUGUUGUGAAGUGGAUGUAAAUGCUGUUGUAAAUCUCAUACAAGUUUCAAAUGAAAGGAUUUUUGUUUGUUUGUUUGAAUGCAUGGAAAUUAUAUAGUGACGUCACGUGUCUAGUCCAUCAAAUGUGUUUAUUAAAAUGUAAUCUUGUGCCAUUCA